UCUAGCCUGGAUUUGAACAAAUUUAUACGUGAUGCGCUACAGCCAAAUGAAGAAUUUCAUCGUCUUUUUAAUGAUGCUUUUAAUUCAUUGUACAAAGAACUUCAGACAGACUUGCAGGGUACAGAGUAUGCAGUUCAUAACCUGAUUAAGGUUGGUGGUCAGACAGCCCCGCUCCCCGCCCUCGAAAAUUGGGUGGUUGAGAAAGACGCCGGGGAAAAAGUAUCGUUGUAGAUGUCGUUAAUUUUCAACAAUAUCCCUAUAAGAUACUGGAUGUCUUAAAAAGGACGUAGCAUACAAUAAAUGGGCGGCAGUUGAAAAUGUUUGCUUCUCCGAUAGUUUUUAAUACAUUCGAAGAUGCUAGCGAAUAGCGAAAUUUGAAAUACGGGUAAAUAACUACUACGACCCUUGUCAUGUCAGGGGCACCCAACGAGAAUAUACUGUCAAACCACUUAAACAUAGCAUUGUUAAACGCAUUUUACUAUUUAAACGGUAGAUAUAGGCAUAUUUUCAUCCCCUAAAAAUUUUUCAUCUGUUCGGAUUUCCUAGCUGAAAGUCUAGUGAUCCGAAAAUUAUAGGGAUCAAAACUUACCUUUUCGAAAAUUUCAGCCAGCAAAAAGGCUCCCGAAAAUUCUAGGUGACCUUUUUAGGGUAAAAAUCCGUUUUAAAUAGGCAAUUAUACCAUUAUUUAGAUGUUCGAAAAUCCUAGGAGAGGCAGGCAAGCAAGAAAUUUUACAACAAAUGUUUCGAAAAUUCUAGAUCUCAAAUCGUCUUCCGAACAGAUAUUUUCCGAAAAUUGUCGUUGGGUGCCCCUGUCAUGUUACAUGUAAACACUUCCGGAAAGUACAAGAUAAACUAAUUCGUUCCACUAAUACAUGUAUCGGUUCCCUCUCCUUCCCUCAAUAAUGUUUCGUGGGUUUGCUUGGGCAUAAACGUCUUCAAAAUCAAUAUUGAUGGGGAAGGGGAAAAGAAAUUCGCAAUUAUGACCGGAAUGUAGCUUUCAUGCCAAAUCGUUGCUUCUACCACUAAAAGUUAAGAUAAGCGUAUCCAAUACUUUUGCCCUGGAGUCCCCGGCCCUCUAGCUAGACCUAGGAUCACGAUUGUCGUGUGGUCUCGUCAGUGUAGCACGAAAGCGAUAAAAAAUGCUGUGAGUAGAUCCUACACGCCUACAUUGUCUUUGUAGGGUGGAUCCAUAGCAAAAGGCACUGCAAUAAAAAACGACGCCGACCUGGAUUGCGUGAUGGUCAUGAACAGCAUUGACGACGCUUCAGAGUUGAGAGAGAAACUACCCGCCAUCAAGCGUAAGCUUGAGUUAUGCUUGAGGGGCAGCAUUGGGGGCUCAUGGAAAUUGGCUUCUGAGCAGAAGGAAACGCGGUUCUCCCUGCAGUUUAGCAUGUCUCGUUACCCAGGGGAGUCUGUUGACGUUGAUCUCUUGCCAACAUUUGAAGCAAACGUACGGGACAUCGAUGGUACGUACGUAACCGGAAGAGGCUCAAUGUUGAGUUACUCAUAGAGUAGUUAGUGUACGGCUUCUUCAAUGAGAGGCCCCCUUGAAGAAAUCCCCAGUUAACUCAAUGUUCAUAACCAAACCUAACUUAAUUCAUCGGCAGCUGCUUUUUACCUUAUAAUUGUUCACCCGGUUUUCAAUAAGUCCCGAAAAUGUUCAAAAUCAGCUAAAGAUCUGUUUUGUUUUCCCUUUUUGGUCAAAGUAACAUGCGUUUCCAUUAUAUUUUAUCUUCAUCACUAAUACUUCUUUCAUAUCAUUCUGAAUUCUUUUUCUUUCAAAUUAAUUUGAAGAAACUCCGAAAAUUUUUCUGUCACUUGUAUAACCAACGCUGCACUGUGCUCACUUCAUUUCCUUUUCAUCUCAGUGUUUUCAUUUUUUUUUUGGACAAAAGACUGGUCUUAACUUUGUUGCAACAAAUUUUAAAUGAAUUGUUUAAAAACAAUUCCUUUAAUUUUGUUUGCCAUCAAUAUCUUCCAUUAGUUUGCUAACAACAGGAGCGAAAUUCGUCUCAUUAGUAAUGGGCUUGCACACACUCAAAUCCCUACGAGGGACAGUUGCUGAAAUCAAAUUCCCUGCAUUUGUAGGCAGUAGUCCCCUCAUCCCGACUAUAGAGUUUAACAUUUUAUAUGUAGGUGCAACAGACCUACAUAACCUUUGCGCACAUUAAACGACUUAAUAGGGUCGUUGGUCAACUGCUUUCAGUGUAGCUACAAAGAUGCAUAAUUUUGAGAAGUGAUUCAUCAGCGUUUAGUAAAAAUAAUUUUAUAUAAAUGUUGAAUCUAUUCAAUGUCUUAGAGCGGCAGAGGUUUUACAGAAACAUGCUUCACGACACAACCAACUGGCAAUAUUAUUCGGCUGCCCUUGUGUUGAUUCAAAGACACUUCGUCACGGAACGGCCUGCACUCGUAAAAGACCUGAUUCGAUUGGUGAAGUAUUGGCGCAAGACGUUCCUCCCAAAGAAAAGUGGUAAGCGCCUUCCGCCCUCUUAUCUACUGGAGCUUCUCACAAUACAUGCCUGGGAAAAUGCAAAUCGUCCAGAGAGAUUUGACGUGAAGAUUGGCUUUACAGCUGUUAUAGAAGCUCUAAAGAAUCACCAACGUCUUCGUGUUUCUUGGGGAGAUUACUACAGAGAGGAUUUAAUUCCAAGCAGGUACAUUCAUGGAGUUUUUAAAAUUAAUGUAACUAGGAUAAAGGAGCCGCUUUUUAAGUUCUCGAGGACAUAUUAACUGGUAUUCCCUUUUUACCUUAUUUUAAUCGGUUGGCCGAGUGGUUAGAGAGCUUGGAUUUGCAAUUCGGAGGCCCCGAGUUGACGUCGCUCUGACCACUAGCUGGAAUUAUUCACGGUAGUCCCGAGAUCAAAUCCUCGGCCAUGUUUGUAAAAUUUAAUAGCCAGCUGGGAUUCUUACCCCUGUUACAUGUAAGUUUGAUUUAAAAUAUUUGUUUCAGAUAUUUGCUCGCCCCCGCUAGCAUUAGUGCCAUAAACACUGCCGAGGGUAAAUAACGGAAUUAUUAUUAUUAUCAUUAUUAUUAUGGUUGUUAUUAGUUGCAAAAUCUAAUAGAAUGUCUCUCGAGGCAAGAAAUUCGAAACACGCUAAUUUAAAAAAUAUAGCAAUUAAACGAAUUUUCUUUUACUGGAGAAUUUUAUUUAUGGCAUAUUUUCGUUUUUUGCAUUACAGUCUUAAGCGUGGGCCAUAUAUCAUUGACCCAGCAAAUCCAACCAAAAACCUGUACGACGACGUUAACUGUUGGCCUGAGGUGAAAAGGGUUGCAGAAGAAACCACGCAGAAACCCCUUCUCAGAAAUGUGUGGGUUUCUGCUAACUGGAAAUGA
This is a messenger RNA of Porites lobata, 3334 nucleotides long. The record is from the annotation of a GenBank genome assembly. NCBI's taxonomy places the organism in Eukaryota, Metazoa, Cnidaria, Anthozoa, Scleractinia, Poritidae.